Molecule: messenger RNA, 2131 nt
Organism: Phalaenopsis equestris
Lineage: Eukaryota; Viridiplantae; Streptophyta; Magnoliopsida; Asparagales; Orchidaceae
Product: probable galacturonosyltransferase 3
Molecular function (GO): polygalacturonate 4-alpha-galacturonosyltransferase activity
Source: RefSeq, a predicted model, not a curated record
CGCCGCUCCUUCGGCUGUCCGAGAGCAAAGAGCUGAGAAAUUACCGACGGCCAUGGCGACGUCAAAGCGGCUCGCAUUGCUGGGAUUCCUCGUCUUGCUUUUAGUCGGAGGCUUGAUGUGGUUGGGAUGCCAGAAAUACGACGGAGUAAGUAAAAAAGCUGACAAUGUGCAUGGCCUGAAAGACUGUCAGGACUGCGAUAAGAAAAAGGAAAAUGAUGUCUCAAUGGAAAACUUUGCUGAGGAUGUUCAAUAUGUAAAUUCAGAUGAAGGAAUUGAUAUUACGGUGGCAUAUACCGAUGUUUCUGGUGAUGUCCGUACACAUAGAAUCAAUUCAAGAGAUUUAUCUUCUUCCUGGGUGUGGGAGAAUCCUGGUACAAUAGAAAAAGUGAAAGUGAGAGAUUGGUCACCUCAGCAAAUUAUGAGCAAAUCAAAAAAUGAUAUUCGGCCAUUUGUUGAUCAAAUCCAACAAACCAAUUCUGUCACCCCCUUAAAGCUUAAAAGACAGCAAUUGAAACAAAGAAGGAGAGAAAAGAGAGCUGCAGAGCUGAUCAAUAUGAGUGAAGAAACUGAACUUGAGAUUCAGGCUACAGCUAUUAAGCAUUCAAAAGAGUUCAACAGCCCAACAAGACGAAAAUACACUAUAUGGAGAAUAGAAUAUCAGAAUCCAAACUCUGACUCCAUUUUGAAGCUCAUGAAAGAUCAGAUCAUAAUGGCGAAAGUAUAUGCCAGCAUAGCUCAUUCCAUGAAAAAGUUGGAUCUUUAUGAAUCUUUGGUUAAACACAUUAGAGAAAGCCAACACUCCAUUGAAGAUGCAAGUACAGAUACUGAUCUGCAGCAAGGUGCUCUCGAAUACGCUAAAACAAUGGGCCGUGCUUUAUCCAUUGCUAAAGAUGUGCUCUACGAAUGUGAUUUGGUGGAUCAAAAGCUUCGAGUCAUGAUUCAGUCUACGGAAAAAAGCAUUAAUACGAUUAAAAAACAAAGCACAUUCUUGAUACAACAUGCUGCAAAGACAUUUCCCAGACCACUCCAUUGCUUUCCCUUACACUUAACCACUGAUUACUACUUGCAUGGACACCACAGCAAACAACUCUCAUCAGAUAAUAGCAAGCUUAGUGAUGCAUCCCUUUUCCAUUAUGCUAUAUUCUCAGAUAAUGUACUUGCAACCUCUGUGGUUGUGAACUCAACAGUAGUACAUGCAAAGGAACCCCAGAAACACGUGUUUCACAUAGUUACUGAUAGACUGAAUUUUGCUGCCAUGAGAAUGUGGUUCAUUAAACAUCCUCAUUUACCUGCAACAUUAGAAGUGCAAAACAUCGAUGAAUUCAAGUGGCUUAACUCAUCUUACUGUGCAGUUCUUCGCCAGCUUGAAUCUGCGAGGAUCAAAGAAUACUACUUCAAAGCCAAUCAUCCCUCGUCACUUUCUACCGAGAAUGAAAAUCUUAAGUAUAGGAAUCCAAAGUACUUGUCCAUGCUUAACCAUCUUCGGUUUUACAUGCCUGAGGUUUAUCCAAAGCUUGAUAAGAUACUGUUCCUUGAUGAUGACAUAGUUGUGCAGAAGGAUUUGACGCCCAUUUGGUCUAUUGAUAUGAAAGGGAUGGUGAAUGGUGCAGUGGAGACCUGCAAAGAGAGUUUUCAUAGGUUUGAUACCUACCUGAAUUUUUCAAACCCGAAGAUUUCAAAUAACUUUGACCCGCAGGCUUGUGGUUGGGCGUUCGGCAUGAACCUUUUUGACUUGAAGGAAUGGAAGAGGCGCAAUAUUACCGGAAUAUAUCACUACUGGCAAAACUUGAAUGAGGAUCGAAAGCUGUGGAAGCUGGGCUCACUGCCUCCAGGCCUGAUCACAUUUUACAACCUAACAUAUCCUCUUGAUCGAAGAUGGCAUGUUCUUGGGCUGGGCUAUGAUCCUGCUGUUAACUCCAUAGAGAUUGAGAACGCUGCAGUCAUUCAUUAUAAUGGCAACUAUAAGCCAUGGCUUGAUCUUGCUGUCGUCAAAUACAAGCCAUACUGGUCCAAAUUUGUCAACUUUGAUGACCCAUACGUACAGUUCUGCUCCAUCCCCCAUUGAUUCUUUAUUCUUUCUUUUCGCCAUUUGGCGAAGCUUUUCUUUUUGAUUUGGAGAUUUACAUACAUA